Molecule: messenger RNA, 2247 nt
Organism: Xiphophorus hellerii (green swordtail)
Lineage: Eukaryota; Metazoa; Chordata; Actinopteri; Cyprinodontiformes; Poeciliidae
Gene: xcr1a.1
Product: chemokine (C motif) receptor 1a, duplicate 1
Exons: 2
Coding region: 157-1173 (338 amino acids)
Biological process (GO): positive regulation of cytosolic calcium ion concentration; immune response; G protein-coupled receptor signaling pathway
Cellular component (GO): membrane; external side of plasma membrane
Molecular function (GO): C-C chemokine receptor activity; C-C chemokine binding
Source: RefSeq, a predicted model, not a curated record
CCCUGUCAGGAGGUCAUACCUCGUACCAAACCACCACACCUGAAACAGAAAGAGGAAGUGAAAAUAGAAGUAGCUGUUUACUAUUUAUUAGCUGCUUCUGAACAUUCAGUGUUACAUCCUGCAUCUCAUGAGGAACAAGGUUCGACCAAACCAGCUAUGGAAUCCUUAUUAAACUUUACUUAUGAAUACGACCAGGACUAUGAGGAUGAAGUCUGUGACAAAAGUGAAGUGGUUGAAUUUGGAUCCAUCGCCAUUCCAAUUUUCUUUUCUAUCGUCAUCACUCUGAGUCUCACAGGAAACAUCCUCGUCCUUGUCAUUUUGGCUUUGUAUGAAAACAUGAAAUCUCUGACCAACAUCUUCAUUGCCAACCUUGCCGUCUCUGACCUUGUCUUCACUAUUGGUCUCCCCUUCUGGGCCAUCUACGACGUCUGGGGAUGGGUGUUUUCAGAGACUGCCUGCAAGAUUGUGCAUUUUGUCUUUUUCACUGGGUUUUACAGUAGCGUCCUCUUUCUGACCAUCAUGACCAUCUACAGGUAUUUGGUUGUGGUCCACCCGCUCUCUGACAUGAGUUCUCUAAAACUUGGGACUGGGUUUUUUCUGUCUGUCCUCAUGUGGAUGAUCAGCAUUGGAGCAGCCAUGCCAUCCUUGCUACAAACUGCUCUCGUCUCAGUCCAUCACAAUGGUACACACUCCUUGGGCUGUGAAUAUAAAGACAUGCAAUGGAAAAUCAUUGGUAUGUCCCAGCAGAAUGUUUUCUUCUUGGUUGCAUUUGCAGUGAUUGGUUUCUGUUACAUUCAGAUUUUAAAGAGGAUCACCAGAACAAAGUCCCGCACAAAGAACAGGGCAGUAAAAUUAGUUUUUUGCAUCGUGGCCGUCUUUUUCAUAGGCUGGGUGCCUUACAACAUGGUGAUCUUUUUGAGAGUUUUACAUCACAGUGACGUUCAGCCAUUUAAUGAUUGUGAUAUUAGUAUCCAGCUUGACUAUGCCUUUUACAUUUCUCGACUGAUUGCUUUCUCUCAUUGCUGCUUGAACCCUGUCUUCUAUGCAUUUGUUGGUGUGACGUUCAGAAAUCAUUUAAAGUCACUGCUGCAUCGAAUGUUCAGCCGCCCGAGUCCAGUUCAUGAUCAGGAAAUGAGAAUGCAGAAUCUUGUAUCACGUGGCACAAUAUACUAGAUGCAAAUAUAUUCAUCCUUCAAUAUUAGAUUAGAUUGUUUUAUGUUUCCAUGUUUAUGAUUUAAAAAUAAGUAGAUUGUUUUUAAGAUAUAUGGUCUGUCAUGUUAAGAGAAAGUGCUCCAUAGUUGACCUUUUGAAACAACCUUUUCAGCUGUCUGAAGUUUUUCAUGACUAAUGCAUGUUGGACAACAUGGGGGUCUUAUUGCUUUAUUUGAUAUAGUGCAGGUCUUGAAUAGAUUUGAAGUGCUGUCUUAAAUAAAUUCAAUCCUUUACAUAACAGUCAAAAGAGGGAAAACAGGAACUGAUAACAAAUAUGUAUGUAUUGCAUUACUCAACCAAGCAAUUAAUAUCUCCAGGCUUGUAAAAAUACUGAGUUUGUCCCACUGUUUCUCAUUUUAAAAUAAAAAUGUCAAUUAUCCUUAGCUUAAUUCAAGGUAAAGGAUAAUUUUGUCAACUUGUUAUGUUCUCUCACUGCUGCUUGAACCCUGUCUUCUAUGCAUUUGUUGGUGUGACGUUCAGAAAUCAUUUAAAGCCACUGCUGCAUCGAAUGUUCAGCCACCCGAGUCCAGUUCAUGAUCAGGAAAUAAGAAUGCAGAAUCUUGUCUCGUGUGGAUCAAUCUACCAGAUGCAAGGGCACACUGGGGAGAAAAAGUGGCUCAGAAACUCCUGACAGACUGAUCCUUCUGUUAAGAGUAGGGCACUUGAUUCCGUGCGUUCUCAAGUCGGACUCAAUGUGGACUUAAAGGGUUGACCUGGAGGCAAUCAAUCUGAAGUACUGCUGAGGUGUGCAAAAAAGUCCAGGUUGCUUUGACAGAAAUCAGUUUGUUUGCAUGAUUUGGUCUGCUUCCUGUCGUCUUCCUUCUGACAAUAUUUCAUUAAUUCCCUUUGGAGUUAAGCUUAGACCAGUUUGCUGGUUAAUCAUGCACAGUGAUAUCAAAGCAGACAUUGGUUCUUCUGUCACUGUGGUCAACAUCCGAUUCCUAAUGGAAAAAUCGUCUCCAUAAAGCCUGUGAGCAGAGGAAAGUGAGGCAUGCUCUAAAAUAUUUUGACAGACAGCAUUUUGCUGUGACUUUC